Molecule: messenger RNA, 3372 nt
Organism: Polyodon spathula (Mississippi paddlefish)
Lineage: Eukaryota; Metazoa; Chordata; Actinopteri; Acipenseriformes; Polyodontidae
Product: complement C3-like
Exons: 25
Coding region: 65-2971 (968 amino acids)
Cellular component (GO): extracellular region
Molecular function (GO): protein binding; endopeptidase inhibitor activity
Source: RefSeq, a predicted model, not a curated record
CUUGAUUUGUGUUCCAGAGAGCAAGUACCCUGACAAGCACAUUAAAAAGUGCUGCAGAGAUGGCAUGAAAGAGAUCCGUAUGGACUACACAUGUGAGAAGAGAUCUCAGUACAUCACUUCUGGCAAAGUGUGCGUGGAUGCCUUCCUGCACUGCUGCACCGAGAUCGCAAAGAGAAGGAAGGAAGGGCAGCGGGACGACCUCGUCCUUUCACGUAGCACAGAGGAUGAUGAGUACAUGCACGACGAGGAUAUCGUGUCCCGAACAGAGUUCCCGGAAAGCUGGCUUUGGGAAGUGGUGAAGUUACCAUCAGGACCCAAAGACAGGAAUGGGCUUGUUUCCCUGGACCUCAAACACUUCCUGAAAGACUCCAUCACAACCUGGGAGAUCCUGGCCAUCAGCGUGUCCCCACAGAAAGCCAACCAGCCGCCUCUAGGAAUCUGCGUGGCGGACCCCUACGAGAUCACGGUGAUGCAGGAUUUCUUCAUCGACCUCAAGCUGCCCUACUCCGUGGUGCGCAAUGAGCAGGUGGAGAUCAAGGCCGUGCUGUACAACUACGCAGAAGACGACAUCACGGUUCUCAUUGAGCUCCUGGAGAAUGAACUUGUCUGCAGUGCGGCGAGUCAGAAAAGGAAGUACAAGCAGGAAGUUGUAGUGGAAGGUCUCUCGUCGCGGGCCGUACCAUUUGUCAUCAUCCCUCUGCAACGAGGGGAAUUGGACAUCGAAGUGAAGGCUUCCGUGAAAGGGCACAUGGUUUCUGACGGGGUUCGGAAGAAGCUCCGCGUUGUGGCUGAGGGAGUGCAAAUGAAAAAGUCUAUAACGACUGUUGUCCUAAACCCCUCCACCGUGGGCGGGGUGCAGAAUGAGUACGUUCCCCCGGUCGACCUGAAGUCUGUUGUCCCCGACAGCGAGCCUCAGACGUUUAUCAAUGUGCAAGGGGAGAUAUUGGGACAAACCCUUGAAAGUGCCAUUAGUGGAGACAAACUGGGCCAUCUUAUCACGGUGCCUGGUGGGUGCGGAGAGCAGAACAUGAUCACAAUGACUCCUCCGGUGAUCGCAACGCUCUACCUGGAUAAGACCAACCAGUGGGAGAAUGUUGGGGUGCAGCGGAGAGCUGAAGCCAUCAGAAACAUCAAGCAAGGUUAUACUCAGCAACUGGUAUAUCGACAGCGGGACAGCUCUUACGCUGCAUGGCAGAACAAGCCAGGAAGUACCUGGCUCACCGCGUAUGUGGUGAAGGUGUUCUCCAUGGCGUACACCCUGACGUCUGUGGAUGAAAAUGUGGUGUGCGAAGCUGUCAAAUGGCUGAUCCUAAACAAGCAGCAACCAGACGGCACAUUCAGAGAGGAUGCCCCAGUUAUUCAUGGAGAGAUGGUGGGAGGCCAGAGAUCUUCUGAACCUGAAGCCUCUCUCACAGCUUUUGUCCUCAUAGCUCUGCUGGAAUCGGAGGAAAUCUGCAAAAAUCAAAUCCCUUCAUUGCCGAGAAGCAUUGGAAAAUCUGCAGGCUAUUUGGAGAGACGCAUCAACACCCUACAGACGCCGUACGCUGUGGCCAUGACGGCAUACGCUCUAGCCUUGAGCGGCAGCAAUGACUACGACGCCAUUCUCGUGAGAUUUGCAUCGGCAGAUCAAAGCCACUGGCCUGUACCUGCGUCCCAUCUCUUCACUCUGGAAGCCACAGCCUAUGCCCUCAUGGCCAGUCUGAAGGUGAAACAAUACGACCGCGCCGGGAAAGCUGUAAAAUGGUUGACUGAGCAGAGGUUCUAUGGAGGAGGGUAUAGCUCCACACAGGCGACCAUCAUUGUCUUCCAGGCUAUGGCUGAAUACAUGAUCGCCGUGCCUCUGCUCCAGGAGGUAAACCUGGAUGUGGAAAUCAGCUUGUCUGGCCGCAGCAAACCUGUCAAAUGGAAGAUCAAUCGUGACAACGUCUACAUGCCAAGGUCCGAGAAGGCAAGGAUUGACCAAGCGUUGAAUGUGACCGCUAAAGGCAUUGGCCAGGGAACCUUGACUGUGAUGACUUUCUACAAUGCCAUCCCAGAGGGGAAGAGAACCGACUGCAAAAACUUUGAACUGGACGUGAAGAUUACGAGACCAAACAACGUGAACAAGCCUGAAGGAGCCUUGGACACACUAGAAUUACAGAUCUGUGCUGUCUAUCUGGGUGAACGAGACGCCACUAUGUCUAUCAUUGACAUCACCAUGCUAACAGGAUUCACUCCCGACAAGAACGAUCUUGCAAAGAUGAUGAAUGGAGUGGACCAAUAUUUUCAGAAGUUUGAGAUGGACACAGCUCUUUCCAAUAAGGGCUCUCUCAUCCUUUACUUUGACAAGAUCUCUCACAGGUCGAAGGACUGCAUCUCUUUUAGAGUGCACAAGAUGUUUGAAGUGGGUCUGAUCCAGCCAGCUGCAGUCACUGUCUAUGAGUACUACGCCUUGGAGAACCGCUGCAUGAAAUUCUACCACCCAGACAAAGAAAGUGGUCUGCUGAGCAAGAUCUGCCAAGAGGAAGUGUGCCGGUGUGCCGAAGAGAACUGCAGCUUACUGAAAAAACAAGAUGGUAAAAUUGGCGUGGAUAAGAGACUCGACGUUGCUUGUGAACCUGGAGUGGAGUACGUGUACAAAGCCAGACUCGUGGCCACCAGGCGUGACUCAACAUAUGAUUACUACACUAUGGUCAUUGAGCAAAUAAUCAAAGAAGGGAGUGACGAAAAUCCUUUAGACAAGAAGAGAGACUUCAUCUCCCACAGCAGUUGCAAAGGCACCCUGGACCUGCAGGUGGGGAGGCACUACCUAAUCAUGGGAAAAGCUCAGGAUCUAUGGAAACUGGGAAGUGGGCUGAGCUACAUCUUAGGUGGCGAGACCUGGAUAGAGUGGUGGCCGACCAAUCAGGAAUGCCAGCAACAUAACAUGCUCUCCACCUGCCAGGACAUCAAAACAUUCUCAGACAGCAUGGUCUUUGGCUGCCCUAGUUAAACCCUGCGCGGGGCUGAUAUGGCACUAAGGAGUACAGAGUCCGUUCUUGCCUAAAAUCAUUCUCACACGUUACCGUUUUUUAUGAAUUUUGCCGUUGCUGAUUCAGGUAAAGCUUUGUGUUCAACUCUAUGAAAAGGGAUGCCUAUUUCUCUGGAAAACUGUGCCACGCUCUGUAAGGGAAGCCCCAAGUGUCACUGCUUUUUAAAACAAGAUUGCAAACACGCUCGCGCGUUUUCAUGCUAAAAUGAUGUUCCUUUUAUUCGCUGCCUUGUUUUACUGUUCUGUGUGUUUCUUCUGUUUUUCUUGCAUUCUCUUAUUAAUUUUUGGCAAUGUUUUUAUUCAUGUGAAGUGCUUUGUGGCAAUUUUUAUUGUGAAAAGCGCUAUAUUAAAAAUAAAGAUUA